GCCUUUAAAAAACAGAAUGGUUGUGACCUCACGGUGAGGUCAGAUAUCUUGUCCUACCAAUGUGUAGGAACGGUUCCAGUACCAGCUGCUGCAAAGAUGCAACUGUCAUCCAUGCCCUCGUGAUUAAUUCUUCAUGUAAGACUGCAUGAGAGGCUUCCGACAUACGUAUACUCCUGAUCUCUUUUGUGGAUACGAUAAGCUGAAAGCUGAAGAUUUAAGGCCUCAGAAAUGUCAGCUGGUGAGGCCUUUGUGACUCUGGCCACCACAGACUCCUACUGCAUGGGGGCCACAGUGGUGGCCAGAAGUUUGCGGCGGCAUGGGACGACGCGCCACAUCGUCGUCAUGGUCACGCCAAACAUCUCUGAGCAGUCAAGGCUGGCCCUUGAGAAUGUGUUUGACGAGGUUAUCACCGUGGACACUAUGAACAGCGGAGACGACCUCCGCCUUUCUUUGCUGGGACGCCCAGAACUCGGCAUCACCUUCACCAAGAUCCACUGUUGGACUCUGACUCAAUACAGUAAAUGCGUCUUCCUGGAUGCAGACACACUUGUGCUGGGUAACGUGGACACUCUGUUUGAGAGAGAAGAGCUGUCAGCAGCUCCUGACCCCGGCUGGCCUGACUGCUUUAACUCUGGCGUGUUUGUCUUCAGGCCGUCCCUCAACACUUAUACCAGACUCCUGGAUCACGCCAUGCAGCACGGCAGCUUCGAUGGGGGAGACCAGGGCCUUUUGAACUCCUUCUUCAGUGGCUGGCCGGUGGAAGACAUCAGCAAACACUUGCCUUUCGUCUACAACCUCAGUGCCAGUUCAAUCUACAGCUACCUGCCCGCUUUCCAAAGGUUCGGCCACGAUGCAAAGAUCAUUCACUUCCUGGGACCAUCUAAACCCUGGAGCUCACAGAGAGAUGAUGGCCUCACGCACACCAUGCAACAGUUUGUGUCUCUGUGGUGGAAGGAAUACCUCAGUCACACGAUGUCCUUAGCUCCAGUGACCUUUCAGAACUGGGACAGUCAUCAACAGAUCGAAGAACGAGAAGCCACAUUUAGAGAAAGCUUGGACAGCUCCAGUUCACUGCUGCCACAUUUUUCUCAUCCCUCUGAGAGCCUUCCGUCAAAUAGUGAAAUAAAGCGGGUCCACCAGACAGCUGCUGUCAGUGAAAGUGCUCCAUGUUCCCACAUAGAUAGCACACCGGUGGAGGAAGAGUCGGGAUCACCUGAGAGCUUGGAGGUCAAAGAGUCACUUUUGGGUGCGGAAGGAGUACAGGACGACAGCAGCGACAUUGCGGGGACAGAUACUCAUCCUCAGAGGGCCGAGGACACAGAAAGAGAGCACCAGGAGCACCGCAGGAUGUGGGAGGUCGGACAGGCCGACUACCUCGGUAGAGAUGCCUUCCAAAACAUCCAGAGAAUGCUGGACCGCUUCCUGGAUUAGAUCUUUGCGACUUAACCAAAAAACAAAGAUCCACCCUCAACAAAACUGCCUGGCUAAAUUUCAAAGCCAGUGUUUUGAAGUCUGAUGAGUUUUACAUCUUAAUAUUUAUUAUUUUUAAAGCCCUAACACAGGGAUGGAAACCAACACGUGUAUGUCCACGUCUUUUCAAUGGGAUUGUUUAACCCUCACAUGCAUAGUGUUGCCACGUGCCUACUUGAUCUUGAUGUUAUUAAACAGUGAUAAAAUAAAAUCCAUGUUUUUACAGUUU
Mugil cephalus (flathead mullet) is the source of this 1699-nucleotide messenger RNA. RefSeq names its product glycogenin 2 (gene gyg2). Bases 229 to 1431 code for a protein of 400 amino acids. The record is from RefSeq and is a predicted model, not a curated record. Gene Ontology annotation, cellular component: cytoplasm. Gene Ontology annotation, molecular function: glycosyltransferase activity. The transcript is spliced from 10 exons. Lineage: Eukaryota; Metazoa; Chordata; Actinopteri; Mugiliformes; Mugilidae.